Molecule: messenger RNA, 1359 nt
Organism: Pseudozyma hubeiensis SY62
Lineage: Eukaryota; Fungi; Basidiomycota; Ustilaginomycetes; Ustilaginales; Ustilaginaceae
Exons: 1
Coding region: 1-1359 (452 amino acids)
Biological process (GO): protein import into mitochondrial matrix
Cellular component (GO): TIM23 mitochondrial import inner membrane translocase complex
Source: RefSeq, a predicted model, not a curated record
AUGACGCUAACGCAGCCGAUUGUGGCGAUGCUGCCGGCAUUGCGCACACUCGGCGGCUCAACCACUUUUCCACUCGUCAUCUCAGCUCGAGCAGCAUCGACCAGCCAGUUUGCGUCCACCAGUAAACGACACUACCACGUCUCCGUAAUCAGAAACAGCAAACAGAUCAAAGUGAGCGCAAAUGCCAGCGAUCACAAGGGAUCAAAAGCGGCCUUCACCCAGCGUCAGAUCCUCGACGAGCUCAGAGCAUCCACUUCUGCAUCAAACUCUUCCUCGUCGCUGUCGGAAGCUCAGCCUCGACCACGCUUCAAUGCCACCGCCGAAGCGGCGCUCGAUGCCGCAUCAGGAUCAAGAAGUGGCGGCAUUCCCCUCGGCAUGGCUGGACUGUCGGCUGGUGGAGGAGGGUUCAGCUCGCAGCCGACACUGAUCGACCGAGCUACGGGCCAAGGCAAGCCUUGGUCGCAGCUCAAGACAGGCCAGAAAGUAGCGCGUGCUACCGUACAGUCCUCCCGGACCAUGCUCAUCCUCGGCGGCGGCGCACUGACAUUCGUGCUGGUCUACGCCCUUACGAGCGAGCUCUUCGCCAAGAACAGUCCCACCGUCAUCUACGCAGACGCAUGCAAACGCGUGCAGAACAGCGCCGAGAUCGCAAACCAUCUCUUGACACCGUACCGCUUCCGCACCUCGCCCAACGCCGAGAAUGGUUCCAGUGACUUCUCCCCGCUCAACCCUCCAUCAGUCAAAGACAGGAGACGGUCCAGGUCGGUUCCUUCAGUGACGUUUACGGACGAGCGAACGGGCGAAGAAAAGAUGCUGCUUCGAUUCUGGAUCGGAGCGAGGGAGAAGGGAGAAGACUGGUCGAUCCUGGACACGGCGCGGUACGAGACCGUGGAAGCAGGCAAGUGGAUCGGUCGAAAGGUGAUGGAAGGCGGUGAGUGGCUGGGCGAGCAGCUCGGAGUGGAUCUAGGAGCCAACGACCAGGUCGACGGACACAAGCAAGCACCCCCAGUUUCGGCUAGCAGUUCGGGGAUCUCGCCGACACCAGCGGACGCGACAUCAGGCGCUGCAUCGGACAACGUUCUGAGUAGAACCUGGAGCUCCGCCCUCGGCGGCAUCACGAGCGUCGUACGAAGCUCAACAGAAGCCAUCACCUCGACGCUGUCGUCACCGACUGCGCCCAAGUCGCGACGCAGCUCCGAGCCAGGGACGUGGUCUUCCGGCGAGGUGCACGCCGAGUUAGUCAAGGACCAAGACGGUACGCUUCAGUAUCGUACGCUCUUUGUAGAUAUCCCCAACUCGCAGGCGUUUAUGCGUCAGCGUGUAUGGAUCGUGCGCAAGCACGGCGAGGUGCAACGGUGA